CCCGGGAACUUGACACACAUGCUGUCCGUCCAGUGCUCUUUUAGAUCUACAGAGUCUUAUCCCCGUUUUUGACGGAAGAGGAGUUUCCCUUCAAAGUGUUCGCUGUUUAUACUGAGUUUUUACAUUUUAUUUGUCGCUUUUGUGAAAUUUUAAGUUAAAAUGUGCAACGGCUGCGUGCAAAAGGAAUACCCAGACCGGGGUAACACUUGUUUGGAGAAUGGCUCGUAUCUGAUGAACUAUCAAGGCUGUGCUAGCUGUCACAAGAGAGACUUCGUGCUCAUCAACAACAAAUCCACCGAGGAGGAUGAUGGGGAGGAGAUAGUCACAUACGAUCAUGUUUGUAAAAACUGUGACCACGUCAUCGCCAGACAUGAAUACACCUUCUCUGUUGUUGAUGAAUAUCAGGAGUACACCAUGCUCUGCAUGCUGUGUGGAAAAGCGGAGGACUCCAUCAGCGUUCUGCCAGAUGACCCCAGACAGUCUGCCCCUCUGUUCUAGACCUCCAGCAGCACACCCGCCAUUUUUAAAACAUCUUUAUAAUGCUUUAACUAUUCUUUUUUAAUUAUCAAUUAAGAGUAUAAGUCAUUUUUAGGGGGGGGGCACUAAAAUACCAUAAGACACUGUGUCUCAUCGAUAAAGUUAGCUGAUUUAUUUUAUUUUUUCUUCCUGUGUGUUAACAUUUUCUUUAGCUCAUGAACAUGUAAAGCUCUAUUUUUUACUUUCUGUCUCCAUCAACUAUUUAGGUAAAAAAAAAUAGCCAGAAGAAAGUGAUGCUUUUAUCACAGAACACAAAGAAAAC
This is a messenger RNA of Oryzias melastigma (Indian medaka), 799 nucleotides long. It is a transcript of the gene churc1, whose product is annotated as churchill domain containing 1. Gene Ontology annotation, molecular function: zinc ion binding. Gene Ontology annotation, biological process: multicellular organism development; fibroblast growth factor receptor signaling pathway; positive regulation of DNA-templated transcription. The record is from RefSeq and is a predicted model, not a curated record. NCBI's taxonomy places the organism in Eukaryota, Metazoa, Chordata, Actinopteri, Beloniformes, Adrianichthyidae. The coding region runs from base 160 to 498 and encodes 112 amino acids. The transcript has 4 exons.